CUGUCGACCUAUGACCUUUGCGGUGGCGGGAACUGAUUUUGGAUUUCCUGCUUUUAUUUCUUUCCCCAGAAAAGUACAAUGGACAACUGCCAGUCAGUGGAGGACAGCCAGACCAAGGAAGACAGUGAGACAGUGGACGACAGUGAGAGUGGGAUAAACCAUAAUGAGUAUGACGAAAGUGAUGAAUAUCCAGCAUGGUUCCUGCAGCGGUUACAUGAGUUCAGGUCAGAAGGUCACCUGGUGGACGUGACUCUGUGUGCUGAAGGGAAGGAGAUCCCCUGCCACCGCCUGGUCCUGUCUGCCUUUGCUGAGUACUUCCAGUCCAUGUUUAGUGGUGCACACAGUGAGAGUAAGAAGGACAAGAUAGAGAUAGGAGGGGUGAGUGCAGAGGCACUACAACUGCUGGUGGACAUCGCCUAUACUUCUAAAUUUACCGUCACCAUUGAUAAUGUCCAGUCACUGUAUGAAGCAGCUAACAUGAUGCAGGUUGAAAAUGUUGAAGCCAGUUGUGAAGAUUUUCUGAUAGGACGCUUGAGGCCGGACACAUGUUUGGCAACUUGGGUAUUGGCAGAUAAAGUAUCAAAUACAUAUUUGUCUGCCAUGGCAAGAAGCUUUGCUUUGAAAUUCUUUGAAGAAGUGUGGACAGCUGACGAUUUCCUUGAGUUGCCUGUGGAGUUCCUGAAGAUGUACAUCUCAGACGAUGAGCUUCAUGUGAAGAAAGAGGAAGAGGUGAUAGAGGCAGUCAUGCUUUGGGUAAGACACGAUUGUGAGGAACGGCAAUCGCAUCUCAAGAGCCUGUUGGAGUGUGUUCGCCUCUCACAUGUGGACCAAGACUAUCUCAAGAACAUCAUGGAUACAGACAAGGAGUUUGCAGAAAUUCCUGGAAUCAAGGAGCUUAUAAAGAAUCAAUCAGUGCAAGCAAGGUCCUGUCAAAUUUUUCGAGGAGAAAUUCUCCUUCUUGGUGGCAUCACAGAUGGAGAGGACAGACUGAGGAUGGAUAGAACGAAACCAAACUGUGAUAUAUAUAGACUUGAUGCCGACUGCAACUGUGUACUUGAUACGCCUUUACCACGGUCCCUUCAUGACAGCAGAGGAAUUGCCGCAUGUGUUGUUAACAAUGACGUUAUUGUGACAGGUGGAAAUAAGUCUUUGUCUCAGGCAUGGAGGUACAGACCAUCUGAUAAUUCUUGGACUAAACUAGGAUCCCUGAGGAAGAGAAGACACUGGCAUGGGAUGGCAGUGUUGCAAGAGAAGGUGUAUGUUGUUGGUGGUGUCAAAGAUGAGAUCAGAAUCAGUGACCCGGAGAUGAUGAUUCGUGUUCCCCAUCGGGUAUUCAGAAAGGAGACAGAGGUGUACAAUGAGUUGACAGACAGUUGGCACAUGGUUGCGCCUCUUCAACAGGCAGUCAGUAGUUUUGGCAUAACCACCUGUUCUAAGAAAAUCUAUGUAUUUGGUGGUCACACUUUACUCAAUGGAACUUCUGUUGUCCAGUGCUACGACCAUACUCAGAAUGUGUGGGCUUUUGUAACACCUUCACCAUACACGCUGCAGGACAUAAAGGCUUGCACAGUUAACACUAAAAUCUAUUUGGUUGGUGGCAAUUUGGACCAAGUUCUGUGCUAUGAUCCUCGUGAAGACCUCUAUGAGGAAAUGGCUAAACCCAUAGUUGUAUGGGAAUCUGCCAGUGCUACAGUCUGUGGGUCUGAGAUCUUCAUUACUGGUGGCAAUGAUGAUGAAUAUUUAUAUCAACUUAAUCAUGGUUCAUGUAUGGUUCAGUGUUAUAAUGUCAACAAUGAUACAAUGAUCAGGGUUCCAGAUUUACCAAUUUCAUUGUGGGGACACAUCAGUGUGACUGUACCAAAACUAAGCUGGUAAACUUACCUGAAAAUUGUCCUUGUUACAGAUGACAGUAUUUGUUUCCCUUAUGGUAAUUUUAUCUUCACUGUAUAAAAUUGCAGCAUGUUAGAUUAGAUUAACAGAAUGUUAGAUUAAAUGUUUUUCUACUAUUGCACUCAUUAUUAUUGCCGAUAGAAGUUGGUAAUGUUCAAUUUAGAAAUUUAUUUUCUUUGCCAGACAGCGUGGUAGUGCAUCCAACUUUAUGUAGCACCGCGGUAUGUCAGUUAUCUAAAGAAGUUUAACCUGUACAUACUAGUAAACUUUAUUCUUUGUAGUCUUAGUUAUAUAUAUCACAUCCUUACACAAAAUAUACUUAGAAUCACAAAGAACUGUAUUUUAUUCACCUUGAACUGUACUUAGCUUGGUAGAGACCAUAAACAUAAAGAGACCAUACAAUA
Messenger RNA from Branchiostoma floridae (Florida lancelet), 2294 nucleotides. RefSeq names its product kelch-like protein 24. Gene Ontology annotation, molecular function: protein binding. The record is from RefSeq and is a predicted model, not a curated record. The coding region runs from base 79 to 1875 and encodes 598 amino acids. The transcript has 2 exons. Lineage: Eukaryota; Metazoa; Chordata; Leptocardii; Amphioxiformes; Branchiostomatidae.